CACUCAAAAACAAAACUCAGAUUUCCAUUUUUCAUUUCAUUUUCUCGAGAAAAUUCUUAGUUUUCCUGCAAAUACUUCUCAGAUGAGAGCCGUUAAUGGAGACUCUAGACCUUCCAACAACGCUCUCGACACCAUAAACGCUGCCGCCUCUGCGAUCGCUUCCGCCGAAAAUCGUGCUCCUCAAGACACGGUUCAGAAGGGAAGAUGGGGAAGCUGCUGGAGUGUAUACUGGUGUUUUGGACAUCAUAGACACAAAAAGAGAAUUGGGCAUGCAGACCUUGUUCCUGAAACAUCUGCUCCUGGAAAUGAUACUUCUGUAGCUGAAAAUCCAACCCAAGAACCUUCCAUCACACUUCCCUUUGUUGCACCUCCCUCAUCUCCUGCAUCUUUCCUUCAAUCAGAAACUCCUUCUGCUUCACAGUCACCAGCUGGUGUACUGUCUCGCACCUCUAUAUCUGCCAAUAUUUACUCUCCCAGUGGGCCUGCCUCCAUUUUUGCUAUUGGCCCUUAUGCCCACGAAACCCAGUUAGUCUCACCACCUGUAUUCUCAACUUUCACAACUGAACCAUCAACUGCUCCUUUCACUCCACCUCCUGAGUCUGUACACUUGACUACACCAUCCUCACCCGAGGUACCUUUUGCUCAGCUACUUGACCCCAGUGUCAGAAAUGGCGAGGCUGGUCUGCGAUUCCCAUUAUCAAACUAUGAAUUUCAGUCUUACCAAUUUUAUCCAGGAAGCCCAGUUGGCCAGUUGAUUUCACCUAGUUCAGGCAUAUCUGGAUCAGGCACAUCAUCUCCUUUCCCCGAUGGUGAGUUCACUGCUGGCGGCCCUCACUUUCUUGAGUUCCAAAUGGCUGACCCUCCAAAACUCUUGAACCUUGAUAGCCUCUCCACUCAUGAAUGGGGAUCACACGAAGGUUCAGGAACUUUGACCCCAGAUGCUGCAAGGCCUGCAUCUUGCACCUUUCCUCAGGAUCAUCAAUUUUCUGAUUUUGUAUCACAAUCACAUUCGAACAAUAGAAACCAGAAUGAUGAAAUUACUGACCGUAGAGUCUCUUUUGAAUUAACUGCUGAAGAUGUCUUGAGAUGUGUAGAAGAGAAGCCAUCAUGCCCUGUAAAAGUCGUGCCAGUCUUUAUCGAAAAUGGAACAACAGCUGCAAAAGAAGUAAACUAUACUGAAAUAAUGAAUAAUUUUGAGUCCGGUGUUGGUGAAACAUCUAAUGACACACCAGAGAUGACUUCAACAGAUGAGGAGAAGGCACCACGACAUCAGAAGCAUCGAUCCAUAACUCUUGGCUCUCUUAAAGAAUUCAACUUUGAUAAUGCUGAUGGAGGAGAUUCCCAUAAGCCUAAUACUGGUCCAGGCUGGUGGGCUAAUGGAAGUGAAAGUGAUGUUGGGAAGGAGGAUGGAGCCGGCAAGAAUUGGUCCUUUCCCGUGAUGCAGCCAGGUGUAGGUUAGCUAGUAUUUAAUUGCAUCUCCUGGUGCCACCCAGCAGAUCUUCAUUGGCUGCAAAAUGCACCCCAACCCCGCUUGCUGAAGCCAAUUGCAGUGAAUUUUUAGGGUGUUAUGCAAGGAAUCCAAACUGACUCUGAAAUGAAGGCUGUUUUUGAGUCCUUCGUGACCUGAAAACAGAGGCAGGUGGUAAUGUUUUGCACUUGUUUGCUUACUUAGUACAGAUAGAGUAUUAUGUCUCUUUAGGCAGAAAGAUGACAUAACAGUGUUUGUUAGAUAUUUUUGUGUUGUUAUUCAUUUCACAUGUAAUAUAAAAGAUGAUGAAUAGGACAGUUUUACAUUAAUAAUUACAAAGAAGAUGGAAAUUGACUUUAUAACAUGCCAGUGAAAGAUAAAAUUCUGCCAAAGUUGGCUUA
Molecule: messenger RNA, 1869 nt
Organism: Hevea brasiliensis (rubber tree)
Lineage: Eukaryota; Viridiplantae; Streptophyta; Magnoliopsida; Malpighiales; Euphorbiaceae
Exons: 2
Coding region: 83-1459 (458 amino acids)
Source: RefSeq, a predicted model, not a curated record